AUGCAAAUACCUUUAAGCUGGUUGCGGGAAUAUGUGGACGUUGACCUGCCGCCCCACGAGUUGGCCCACCGCCUGACCAUGGCGGGUGUCGAGGUCGGCGAGGUCACCGAACUUGGCGGGUGGGAGAAUUGCUGCGUCGGCGAGGUGCUGGAGGUAACUCCUCACCCAAAUGCCGACAGUUUGCAACUCUGCCGCGUAAACCCCGGCGCCGGCGCCGAAAUGGAAGUGGUCUGCGGCGCGCCCAACGUGGCCGUCGGUCAGAGAAAAUAUGCUUUGCCCGGCACCCAUAGCGGCAAGCACGAAACCCUCAAGGCCGCCCGAAUACGGGGCGUGGUCUCCGAAGGCAUGAUCUGCUCCGAGCUUGAGCUGGGACUGGGCGACGCCCACGAGGGAAUCGUGGUGCUGCCCGAUGAUGCUCCCCUGGGAAUGCCACUGGACGACUAUCUCGGAGACACAAUCCUGGACCUGGAAAUUACACCUAACCGCCUGGACUGCUUUUCCAUCCUGGGUGUGGCCCACGAAAUUGGCGCCCUUACCGGCAAGAAAGUCCGUGUGCCCGAGUCCAGCUACAGCGAGGGCGGCCCGCCAAUUACUGAGGAGGCCAACGUCUCGGUAGCCGACCCCGACCUGUGCCACCGUUACACCGCCAGCCUGAUCCAGGGCCUGAAGAUCGGCCCAUCGCCCCAGUGGCUGCAGGACCGGCUUACCAAGGCUGGGCUGCGGCCCAUCAGCAACGUGGUGGACGUCACCAACUAUGUGAUGCUGGAGUUUAACCAGCCUCUCCAUGCCUUUGAUCUGGACAAGAUGCGGGACAAGACCGUUAUUGUCCGCCGCGCGGCCCCCGGAGAAACCCUGGAAACCCUGGACGGCGCUCCCCGUGAGCUGAACACCGAGGUGCUGGUGAUUGCCGACUCCCGCGACCCCAUUGGGUUGGGCGGAGUCAUUGGCGGCGCCAACAGCGAAAUAGGGGCCAACACUACCUCGGUUCUCCUGGAAUCGGCUACCUUCAACAGUUACAACAACCGCCGUACCGCCGAUACCUUCCGGUUGCACACCGAUGCAUCCCAGCGGUUUGAGAAGGGCCUGCGUCCGGAGUUGGCGCCCAUCGCCCUGCGAAGGGCUACCCAGUUAAUCCAGCAGGUGGCCGGCGGGACUAUCGCCCAGGGCAUCUACGACAUCUAUCCCGAUGCGGACAUACCCAAGCCCAAGGUGUCAUUGACCCUGCGCCGGCUAAAGCAGAUCCUAGGCAUGGACGUCACCCUGGAGCAGGUGGAGGACGUCUUCCAUUCGCUGGAGUUUGAAACCGAGCGGACGGGCGACUCAUCCCUGGCAGUAGCCGUCCCCUACUGGCGCAGCGACGUAAAUAUCGAGGAAGACCUGAUCGAAGAGGUGGUGCGAAUCAUUGGGUACGAUAACGUGCCCACCACCAUGCUCUCUACUCCCAUACCCCACCAGCAGUCGGCUCCCAUGACCGAAUUGCGAUGGCGGGUUAAGGAGUCUUUGGCGACGGCAGGGCUGCAGGAAACCAUCAGCUAUCCGCUGGUCAGCCUGGAGGACCUGGAAAAGGUCAACUAUUCUGCCGAAGAAGCCAUGCCCUUAAGGGUGGCCAACCCCAUGAGCACGGAAAGCGACUACCUGCGUCCAACCCUGCUGGCCAGCCUGCUCAACACGCUGUCAUACAACGAGGGGCAUAACGAGGGGCCUUUCCGGUUCUUUGAGCAGGGGCGGGCCUUUUUGCCUCGCCCGAACCAGUUGCCCGACGAACGCGAAGUGGCGACCGGUGUGGUUUCCGGCCUCCGUUCCGAGCCGUCAUGGCUGGUGGACAACGGCCCACUGGACUUUUACGACGUCAAGGGAAUGCUUUCCUCGGCGCUGGCCUACCUGGGCUUGACACCUUCCUGGGAAACCGCCACGGCGGAAGAGGGCCCUGCCCUGCACCCGGGCCGGUCCGCCCGGAUUAUGUGCAGCGGUUCCCAAAUAGGGAUUCUUGGAGAACUUCAUCCCACCGUCCUGGAGAGAUUUGACCUGACCCACCGUCCGGUUACGGUUUUUGAGAUUUACCUGGACAACUUGCUGGCCUUGCCGGCCCGGUCAGGCCGCAAUUUCCGUUCGCUUACCCGCUACCCCUCGGCCAACCGGGACGUGGCCCUGGUUGUUGGCGAUGACGUGCCCGCCGGCAAAGUGCAGGAGAUCCUGAAUCGGCAUCGCCUGGUUGACCGGGUGGAACUGUUCGACGUUUAUGCCGGGGAAAACCUGGAGCCUGGCACCAAAUCCCUGGCCUUCCAUGUAUACUUCCAGGCAGCGGACCGCACCCUGACCGCCGAAGAAGUCAGCCGCACUCUGGAAGGUUUGCUGCGCACGUUGCAGCGGGACGUGGGAGCUACCCUAAGGGAAUAG
Geodia barretti is the source of this 2397-nucleotide messenger RNA. Lineage: Eukaryota; Metazoa; Porifera; Demospongiae; Tetractinellida; Geodiidae. The record is from the annotation of a GenBank genome assembly.